AUCUAUGUAUGCCCUUCAUUUUCCUCAUACUAUAUUCAGAUCUAAUUUUUAUAUGUUCUUGCAUUUCUGUUGAAUCGAGAUUCAUCUUCUUUUCGGGAUAAAUUUCUUUUCCUAUCUGAAUCGAUUUGCUCUCGCUUUCUAUUUUCAGAUUCGCAUCUCUUCUUUGCCUUGAUUCCAAUCCUUCAAUUUCUUGUCUUUGAGUUUUGUUUUUUUUAUAUGUUUACUUGUUUCGGUUUCAUAAGAACAUAUAUUUAUCAAGAUUUCGAGGUGAUUACAGAUGUUGGGAACUUCUUUUGGAGUGCGAAUUAUAGAUUUUUGUGUUUUUUGGCUUUGAGUGUUUUGUUUUCUUUUGUUCCCCAAUUUUUGGGGUUGUGCAAGUUAGUUCAUUAUCCUCGAAGUUCUUUUCCUCGGCUUAUAUCGUCUUACUUUGGAUAUCGUCUAGUGCAUAUGUUAGUAGUUUCUGUGUUCAACCUACUGUUCAAUCGCUAGGAAUUAGUCUAAGAAAUGGAGUUGGACAGCAUUAAAGAUGCAUUUGAUCGUGUGACGAAGAAGCAGAAAUUAUCUUCUUCCAAAAGUCAUGAAGUAGUUGAUCAAAUUCAUCUGGAACUGGAGCAAGUGCUACAAAAAAUACAGUUGGCUGAUAAUCCUGAAUGUCCAGUUAAUCUUAAGUCGGUUUUUUCUGAACUCAAAACUAAAUUAAAAGAUAUUGCCCCACUCACUCAGCUUGAAAGCACGCAGAAGGAGUUGAAUACCGCUCUGACCAAGUAUCCAAAGCUUGUUGAGAAAUCUUUCAAUCCAGAUAUAUCAAAAGCUUAUAGAAAUGUUGAUUUUGAUAGGCAUACUGUUAACCAGAUUAUUGCUAGUCAUUUCUAUCGUCAGGGUAUGUUUGAACUUGGUGACUGCUUUAUUAGUGAGGCUGGCGAAUCAGAAUCUGCUGCCUCGAUGAGAUCUCCAUUUCAGGAAAUGUAUCAGAUCCUUGAAGCCAUGAAGUCCCGGAAUCUAGACCCAGCUCUGAACUGGGCACUGAAUAACUCAAAUAAACUUAAUGAAUGUGGGUCAGAUCUUUUGCUCAAACUUCAUAGCAUGCAGUUCAUGGAGAUUCUACAGAAUGGAGAUAGACAUGACGCUUUGAAGUAUGCUAGGACGUACCUGGCCCCUCUUGCAUCAAACCACCUGGCUGAACUUCAGAAGCUUAUGGCUUGCCUCUUGUGGACUGGAAGGCUUGAUUGCUCCCCAUAUUCCCAAUCACAAUUAUUGUCAGUAACCAAUUGGGAAAAUGUUGCUGAGGAGCUUAUAAGGCAGUUCUGCAAUUUUCUUGGUCAGUCCUACGAGAGCCCAUUGGGCGUAACAGUUGCAGCAGGGGUCCAGGGCUUGCCUCCCCUCUUGAAAUUUAUGAAUGUCAUGGCUGGGAAGAAACAGGAAUGGCAAUCUAUGAAGCAGUUGCCUGUGCCGGUGGAGUUGGGCAGAGAAUUUCAGUUCCACUCCAUCUUUGUUUGUCCGGUGUCAAAGGAACAGUCAACUGAAGAAAAUCCACCAAUGUUGAUGCUGUGUGGACAUGUCCUCUGUAAGCAGUCUAUCAUGAAGAUGUCUAAAAACAGCACAAAAUCGUUUAAGUGCCCGUAUUGUCCAACAGACAUCGAUGCUACACGGUGUAGGCAAUUGUACUUUUGACACACACAAAAGUCAUGGUUAAUGUUGUAUGAAACUUUCUCUCUUCAACUGAACCGAUAUUUGCUGGAUUUAGUUGUAUGGUGUAACAAAGGGGGUGUGAAAUGGGGGGAAAUGAUGGUCAGUUGUGUACUGUUUGUUGCUGUAUUGGUUGUAAAUACAUAUUCUUUCUACGUGUUGGGAAUUUAGAGCAACUCACUCCACAGACAUCUUUUAAGUUCGGUAGAUUUACAGCAUGGGAGUUUGCUUAGCUGCUUCUGGAGCUCAUCUCCUAUCAAAUAAAUAUAUUUUCUCCA
Molecule: messenger RNA, 1964 nt
Organism: Cucurbita maxima (winter squash)
Lineage: Eukaryota; Viridiplantae; Streptophyta; Magnoliopsida; Cucurbitales; Cucurbitaceae
Product: protein RMD5 homolog
Exons: 2
Coding region: 505-1671 (388 amino acids)
Biological process (GO): proteasome-mediated ubiquitin-dependent protein catabolic process
Cellular component (GO): cytoplasm; nucleus; GID complex
Molecular function (GO): ubiquitin protein ligase activity; protein binding
Source: RefSeq, a predicted model, not a curated record